Messenger RNA from Aegilops tauschii subsp. strangulata, 873 nucleotides. RefSeq names its product F-box protein At3g17710-like. The record is from RefSeq and is a predicted model, not a curated record. Gene Ontology annotation, molecular function: protein binding. Lineage: Eukaryota; Viridiplantae; Streptophyta; Magnoliopsida; Poales; Poaceae.
AUGGGGAAGGCCGCAAGGGCAGCAGGAGAGACGCCUCUCCGCCGCCGCCCUGGCCUCCUGGAGGAGAUCAUCUUCUCGAAUAUCCUUGUGCGCCUCCCCCCGAAGUCCCUCCUCCGCUGUCGUACCGUCUGCCGUGCAUGGCGCCGCGCCACCUCCAAGCGCCGCUUCCUCCUCGCUCACCACACCCGCCAGCCCGCCCACCCCGUCUUCCUCGCCGGCGAAGAGAUCUUCGGCGUCCACUGCCAUAACAUCCGCGCCUUCGACCACCGGGCCAAUGAUGUCCAGACCGUUGCCCAGCUUGACGAGGCCUUUGAUCUGGAGGCCUCCUGCGACGGCCUCCUCGUCCUCUCCAAGUUCGACUACACUGCUCGCUUUCGCAGCUUCUCCGUCUGCAACCCGGCCACGCGUGAGCAUGCCCCACUCAGGUGUCCACCGUGGGACUUCCACAUCGUGGGGAUGUAUGCCCACCGACCCACGGGCGAGUACAGGCUGAUACUGCAACGGACAAUCGACAUGAAGUUGUCUGAAGGCCAAAUUGGCUGCUAUGUCUUUCUGUUGGGCUCCGACCAGCCACCGAGGUACAUCGGGUGGCCGGAGACAGGGUCGUGGACCUUCGACGUACCUGUCCGAGUGCAUGAUAGCUUGCAUUGGUACUCACAGUUUUAUCUGGGUAAAAGCAACCCACCGCAGCAUCAGAGGAACAACACACCGGUAAUAGUAUUCGACAUCAUAGAUGAGUCGUUCCGGCGGAUGCAUGCUCCAGUUGUUUCCACCCAGGCAACUAUCUUUGACAUGGAUGGCACGCUCGGCAUCUACAGGCGUAACUAUGAGAUGAAACAAAUUGAUGUGGAUCCCUUUAUGAAAGAAAAAUAA